AGGAGGCUCGCCACAAUACUGUAAAAUUUGGUCACGGCAAACUGAAAGCGAAGAGCACAGACUUUAUUUAACGUGUUUUGGUUUUGGAAAAGCAGUUAAAAGCGAACAAUGAGGGAAAUGGAGGACGAAUGGUGUAAUGUAAAAGUAUUAGCAGCAGCCUGCUAGCGCUUCACGUAUGUAUGUGUAUGUGUGUAUGAACCCGGGACACGCAGAGCCCUUUUUAUACUCAAUAUUACUACGAAAGAAAAGUGCGAGCACAUUUGCUCAUCUCAACAAAUAUCAAGCAGUCGCUCGGUUGGAUUUAGGCUCGUUUUAUGAGCAAGAAGACAAGAACGGCAGCAAACUUGACUCAGGAAUGACUGACAUCGCUGCAGCAUCGCCACAUUCAUAUAGGACUGAUUGAGUGGAGCUGUGAGCUAGUCAGUGCAUUGACGCUCAGACGGAAUGAUCCAGCGGGGUAAAUAAGUGGAGGAAGAAGGGGGGAGAGGAUGGGUGUGAAUGCCUCCAGCUACCCUCACUCGUGCUCACCUCGAUUUGGGGGUAACUCACAGACCCAGCAGACCUUUAUAGGCUCCUCCUAUGCACCACAGGGUUAUGGCGGCGAGUCCAAGCUCUACAGCCUAGAACAUGGCCCUGAAAAACCUCAGGACAAGAAGAAAAAGAGCUCUGGUUUGGCAACCCUCAAGAGGAGAUUCAUUAAGCGACGCAAGUCCAGUCGGUCGGCUGAUCAUGCACGGCAGAUGCGCGAGCUCCUCUCGGGGUGGGACGUGCGUGACGUUAACGCCCUGGUGGAGGAGUACGAGGGCACGGCGGCACUCAAAGAGCUUAGUCUGCAGGCGGGCCUGGCUCGGCCCGAGGCUCGCACCCUGCAGCAGGAUUUGGCCACCCUUUAUCAGCACAAGUACUGCACUGACGUGGACCUAAUCUUCCAGGAUUCAUGCUUCCCUGCUCAUCGCGCCGUACUUGUAGCCCGUUGCCCAUUUUUCAAGACUCUUCUUUCAUCGUCACCAAGUUACGGGGCCGAGGUGUUGUUGGAUGUUGGCACGGCCGGCAUGGACACGGCCAUGUUCUCCUCAUUGUUGCAUUACCUCUAUACAGGCGAGCUGGGCUCAGAAGAUGCAAGGCUGCAGAACGUGGACGUUCUGGUGAGGCUAAGCGAGGAGUUCGGUACGCCCAACUCCCUCGAAGCUGACAUGCGAUGCCUUUGCGAACACAUGCCGUAUUUUGACUCUUUGCUUAGUUUCUCCUCUGAUUCAGAGCUGGUGGAAGCUUUCGGAGCUGGCGCACCUGCUCCGAGUGGUGGGGGAAUUGGAAGUGCAGCAGUAAGCCACAGCACACCUGAUGAGGAGCUGAGGGCCCACAAGGCUGUGCUUUCAGCCCGCUCGCCAUUCUUCCGCAAUCUUUUGCAACGGCGCAUCCGCUCUGGGGAGGAGAUCACAGAGCGAACUCUGCAGACCCCCACCCGGAUUAUCCUCGAUGAAUCCAUAAUACCUAAAAAAUAUGCCCGUGUAGUCCUGCACUGCAUGUACACAGACGUGGUGGACCUUUCGCUGGUUCUGCGUGGGAGCCCAUCCGAAGGCAGUCUAGGUGAAGUUCAGGCUCUGGUCGCUGGAAGAGGGUGCAUGAGCCGAGCAGAAGAGGCCAUGGAGCUUUACCACAUCGCUCUCUUCCUCGAGUUCAGCAUGCUGGCUCAGGGCUGUGAAGACAUUGUGGCAGAGAGCAUCUCGCUGGACUCUGUUGUGGCCAUUUUAAAGUGGAGCUCACAGCCCUACGGCUCUAAAUGGGUUCAUCGACAGGCCACGCACUUCCUGUGUGAAGAUUUCAGCCAGGUCAUGACCUCCGAUGUCCUGUACGAGCUUACCAAGGAGCACCUGCUGGCAGCCAUUCAGUCCGAUUAUCUGCAGGCCAGUGAGCAUGACAUACUGAAGUAUGUGGUGAAGUGGGGUGAACACCAGCUUAUCAAGAGGAUGGCAGAUAGAGAGCCUAACCUGCUGUCUGGGACUGCGCAUAGUGUGAAUAAGCGUGGUGUGAAAAGAAGAGAUCUGGACCUGGAGGAGCUCAAAGAGAUUCUCUCUCCGCUGCUUCCUUUUGUCCGAACGGAGCACAUAUUACCCGCUAACAGCGAAGUCCUCUCUGACACUAUGAAGAGGGGUCUGAUCAGCACCCCUCCCUCUGAUAUGCUGCCCACAGCAGAGGGAGGCAAAGCCAACUCCUGGCUCCGGCAGAAGAGCGCUGGCAUUUAUGUCCGCCCACGGCUCUUUUCUCCUUAUGUGGAGGAGGCCAAGGCGGUUCUGGAAGAGAUGAUGGUCGAGCAGACCGAUCUGGUCAGGCUGCGCAUGGUGCGCAUGUCCAACGUUCCCGACACGCUCUACAUGGUCAACAAUGCCGUCCCCCAGUGCUGUCACAUGAUCAACCACCAGCAAAUGGCUGGCAGCCAAACAGCUCCACCGUCUGUGGUUGCAAAUGAAAUACCAGUGCCCAGGUUGGCAGUAGUGAAGGAAAUGAUCCGUAGGUUGCAGGAGUUGCGUCACACGGACCAGGUGCAGCGAGCAUAUGCUCUGAACUGUGGUGAGGGCGCCACAGUCAGCUACGAGCUACAGAUCCGCGUGCUCCGAGAGUUCGGACUCCCUGAUGGGGCUGCAGAACUCCUACAGAAUCCACACAAGUUCUUUCCCGAGGAGCGUUUUGGAGAUGAGAGUCCUGUCAUGGCUCUGCGCCAGUCGGGUCGCUGCCGGGUCAACAGUACACCAGCUGUUGAGAGCAUGUUCACUGACCUGGAGACGCUGGUGGGCUUCCGCCCUCCGCUGCCCCCACCACCUCCACCCUACCAUCCCCCUACCAACCCGGGCCACAGCCAGCAGCAGCUUAAAGCAGGUUGGAGACCACGGGUUCCUAGCCAGCCUCCUUCCAGAUCUUUCUCAUACCCCUGCAAUCACGCACUCCUUCAUAGACAACCCUCUUCCAAAAAGGGCAGCCCAGUGUACCCACCAGGAACAAAGCCAUUGCCCCCAGACUGCACCAACGCGCAGGGAGGAAGAAAUCUCCAUCCUGACAAGCAAAUGCAGAACAAGGAACCCGUUAUCAAUGAAUUCAUGCCAGACAUUGCCAUGGGAGUGUCUGCAAUGAGCCUGAAGGAGCGGCGCCUUCCGGAGGUCUCCAUGGAGAUGGAGAGUCACGAACCCCACCUCUCCACCGCUCCGCCCAUCUCCCACAGCUACUCCAGCCGCCACCCGCACUCCUCGCGCAAGCGGCAUGCCGCCGAGCCCAAGCCCGAAGGCCUGCAGCCCGACUAUCCCGAUCUCUAUGAGUUCCCAGGCCGCCAUGUGCCUCCGUACAGUGGACCGGACCUUUACAUCCACAGCCGUCAGGCGGGCAGUGGCCCGCCACCUCCGGCCUACUCUGAGCCUUCAGACCCCCUCCGUCUGGAUGUGCUAGAACAGCCUCCGCAGAGACUAGACUUGGCGAUUGUCUCACAAGGGGGUGGUGUUGCACAGGGUGUGCACAGGUCACGACCUAUAAACGAAACAGAUCUCACCUGUGGACUCGGCCCUUCUUCCGAACAAUAUGAGGAGUGGCCAACGAACCGCCGGUCGGCUCCUGAGGGAAUGGGGCUGGUGUUAGGAGGAAACAUAGGGACUGGGGAAGAGGGAGCGUUGGGUGCACGAGACCGCAGGUCACCCAACAAACCCGACUACUCUUAUAGGAAGUCUGCUCUCUGACCCUUGGUUAAAAAGAGGGGGCGGUGAUAACAGAGAUUAUGGACUGAUAUAAAAGUAUAAGCUAACAGGUGAGGCACCAGCAGUCCUGCACUUUGUGUUCUUUAAAGGGGCCACGGUAUCUUGAAGCGAUGAACGUUGUAAGCUGUGUGGGUGGCUACCUUUUAACAGGUUAAAGGCUUAUGUCACAUCAACUGCUCCAGAUGGGUGUUAAAGUCCAGAGUAUGAGGAGGGCUUGGUUUGGUUUGGUUGUGUGCAGCGUGAAGAGCGAGGAAUAAUCUGCUGCUUGAACAAGUUUUGUCAAGACUGUAAAUUACGAUAAGUCCUCUUUCCCUCCACCUCAUCCGAUGUAUGUAUCGCUGUAUGGUCCUUGACAAUCAAGACUCGAACUGAUUUUGCUCUCUGGGAACUCCAGAUCUGCAUAUUCAUGUACAAAAAUCACAGUACGUUUCUUUUACUGUCAUUCGCCCGACACGAGCCAACAAGGAUGACUGGAAAAUUAUAUAUUUAUCUAGAUGCACACAUUUAUCUUUCCUCAGAAGUAAAUUGGAAAAUAUGAAGGCAAUAAGUUACAAACUUAUUACUUUGUCUAGUCCUUGACAACCCCCCCCCCCUCUUUCCUUUGGAGAAAAGAGUGGCAGUAAUAGCUUGCGUAAUCCGCACCAUUCCCUGGCUUUUACAUUAGCUUGUGCAAUUUAAGAACCUAGAUGGAACAUAAAAGGGAAAACAAAUAAAAUCCCCUGUCUCCUGUGAGGCAACUUCUCAAGCAUAACAAUAGCUCAGAUGCGUCAUCACAUUUGAAGUGUGUUGCAUUUUAUUGUUCCACAACCCAGAUCUGGAGUCAUUCCUGUGUGUAUUUAACUUAAAAACCGUCUGUCCACUAUAACAAAAAUUGCCCCCUGCUUUCAUUCAGGUUGUCUUUGUUCAAGACUGCAGUUCCUCAGAGAUGCUUCACUUCCUGUCUUGGUCUUGGUGGGUUGAUUAUUGUCAGCCUCAUAUUCAAUCAAGCUCAAUCAAAGCGAUCUGCAUCCUCAGUCCUCUGGGUGCCAGCGGUCCACAAGGCAAGAAUUCAAUUGCUGUUCUGUAUUAGCGAAUGAGUGAGCAGGUGACCAACAAUUAUGAUGUCAAAAACAGGCCUUGCAAAAAAAGAAGCGUCACGGAUAAGGAUUUCGAGAGAUUUGUUUUCUUUAUUUUACGGUUUGUUAGAUAAUACUUCACAAUACAAUAUCAUACACUGCUGUUUUAACCUUUUUUUCAACUGUGCAAAAACAUUUAUUUUAAUAUUCAUGAGCUUUUUCUUCUUGUACAAUAAGAUUCUUUCUCAGAUGAUGCUGACACAGCAAAUAUGCAGGCUUAAGCUAAUGAACAAUACGUCAUGGUACUGUAUUCUCACACACUUCAAGUAAACGGUUAUAUAAGGACCAGGAGGGACUUCUGUUGAAUAUUCAGUCAUCAGCCACAUUCAUCCCACGUUUAGUUAGAGCACAGGAAGCCUUUUGUUGGUUUGAAAGCACAAAAAUACUGAGAAUGUCUGAAUUAUUUUUGGUCGGAUACAAGUGCUCGGUUUGUUAUAUUUAAGUAUGCAGGCCCUAUGAGUUGUUGGUUGUUAGGUUGAAUUAACAGUUGGGUUCAGAUUUUUUGCUUCAGCAUAGAAGGAACAUUUCUCAUCCUCGUCAUGUAUUGUUCUCCAUACCCCAGGCACUUUGAGCAGCAGAAAUGGCCUUAAAAUUUGCCUCUCCAGGUGGACCAUGGGGGUUAAACUGCUAUAUCUGCAGCGAUGGCCUCAUGACCUUCAUCUUGAAUCGCGUAAGGUCUCCUGUGCCACAGAGAGCGACUCUUUCUGCACGGUCUCUACCCCUGUCCAUGUUCUUCGCAGUCCAUUCGAUUUUCCCUUUCUCCUCCUUUAUAUUCUUUUCAAAUUAUUCAGACCUCUCGAGUUUCACCUUGAACAUUACCAUCCCGGGACUGGAGCCAACAGCUGGAAAUCACAUUUUCUCCACUUUUUCGCUUCUAUUUCCAUGAGGUCUUGCCGUGUUAUUCGAUUGAAGAGUCAACAUAACCGCACAGUCAAAAUGGUCAAAUAAAGAGUUUUCUAGGGGAAUUUGAGGAGCGAUGGCUGUAGCUGACGAAAAUGAUCCACCCCAUCUCGAAGAAUCAUUUGUGGUUACUAAAUCUACAAUUGACGUUCGUAUUAUUAAUGACAGGAAGCGAUUAUUCUCCAUCUACCCGUGAACUUUGUUCAGAACUGUUAGCUGUGGCUGCACUCCUGUAAACAUGUCCUGCACCUGUAACACGCUCCUGUUGCAACCCGUCAAACCUGAUGGUGUCACGAACCUGACAGCUGUAGUGUGUGAUCCUGUGUAGCUCAAGAGGUUCAGAUCCCAAAUUAGAUCUGAUCUCAGAGGGUCAUCUGAAACUGACCGAGAUCCAUACAAGGCUUUUAAUGCAAACGCUUGUAUCCUCUGAAUGUCACGGAUGUAGUUCUGGAGAUCUGUGAAUGUCACGCAGGCUGUUCACAUGCAAUGAUUUUUGGUCCCUGAUGCAAAUGCUUUAUUCGGCAUAUAAAUUAAAUGAAAAACUGUAUGUUUUCAACAGUGAUGGUUUAGUACGUAUUCGUUGGCUCUCUUUAAAUGCAUUGAAUCGCAUGUAAUGCAGCCUACUUCCCUGACCUUAUUCACGUUCCUCGGCUAAGAAAAGCAGGGUGAACUUAUUUAUCAUCUCACCCUUGCUUCAUAAAUAGACAGUUUACCUUGAAUUCAUUUCUUUUGAAAGACACAAGAGCAUGCGGCGUAGUCACAGAAACCUUUUGACCUUGUUCCAGCAGACUUCACGUCAGCGUGACAGUGAAAACUCAAUCUAGCUGACACACGAGCUGUUUUACCGGCAGCUCACGUUCUUCUUUUGAUGUGUCAGAAGCUCUGUCUAAAGCUUUUUCUCCGGUCAUUCAGAUUCUCAGUGUUUUAGAUUGUAGCUCAGUAUUAUGCGCCUCCCACAUCCUCAUAUACUGAUGUUGUUUUGAACUGGGUCAGCUGUGGUCUGUUGAGAAAAAACCCUCAGUAAUGACAUUUUUCCUCGUCGCAUACUAGUUUUGAUUUUCCAGCCUAGUGCAUUAUCUAUAACUACAAGCAUCACGUAAUUGGCACCAGCACUUCCCUCCGAGGCAGCCGGGAGGAGAUUUGAAAGUCUGUCGUGUCGUUUUAGCGAAUCGCGCGGGCUGCAUAGCCAUGACCCAAAAUCGACAGAUGGAUAUUUAGGCCCACUGCUGCUACUCUAAGGUUUUUCUGCCAGCGGAGAAUAUCGUUCCUUGACGUCAGCGCCGAUCCCCGCAAAGGCUACAACAUAGUCCUGUAUAGACCCAGCCAUGCCUUAAUCUUAAAGGGCGAUUUGGUUAAACUCCUUGGAUUGCCUCUGCUUUACUCAGGCCAUGUAUAACUCAUUUAUUUCAUGUUAUAUAACAUUGAAUGUGUCACAUGUUCACAUAAGGGUUUUAUUUUUGAUUGCUGUAAAAGUCAUUGCACACGGUUGAAGGUAUUAUUUUGUAUUUGAGAGAUGCACGCUGACCUCGUAAUGAAUACAUUUCUAUCACAAAUGCUUUUUGCGGUCAUCUGGGAGAACCAAGUUGAAAUGCAUUUGACCUCUCCCAGAUGAGGAGCUCGAUGCAUUAAGUGUCCUGAAGGACUUGUGAACAUCUUACUGGCACGUUCUGGGAUGUAACAUUUUCAUUACGUAAAAGAAUGAUGGGUUGAGUUUCGGAGGGGAUGAGUUUGGCCACCGUACUUGACAGCUUAUGCCAAGGAGUAAAAGCUAGUACAGAUGAAGGUACCCAUUGCACUAAAAUUGUAAUUAGUAACUCUUUUUGAUGGUAAUGCGUGAAAGAUUUGUUGUGGAAUAGUGCCCUCUGUUGGCUCUGAUUUAUUUUGACUGAAAGUUCUGUCUAUACAGAUUCGCAGUUGUUUUACAGAUUCAUUCCUUAUCAUUUUAGUAUUAUACUUGCAUGGCGUUGCGUUAUUUAUCUCCAAAGUGCCGCAAGGCUGUAUGAACGAAGGUUUGUUCGGAUGUGUGAAGGGCAAGGGAAGUUCUGUUUGCAGAUUUGUAAAUCGAGAUCUCCAGGUUCUCUUUUGUGCUAUCUCUCUUAAGGAGACGAUUUCGUGCCUUCCCUGCCUGAGGCUGGGCUUCCUCCACACCCUUUUGUCUUAUGCAAGCCGUUUCUACAAACCUCUGUUAAACCGUCUCUUUGUAAUACUGUAGCCAACGCUUAGUGUGCAUAAUGUUUAUUUUGAUUUUUUUUUUUCUUUAAAAAAAAUAUUUUUCAAGAUUUUUAGUACCUUGGAUCACAGGCCUCAGAAAUAUGGUGUUUUGUUGUAUGUAAAAUGUAAAGUUUUUAUAAAUAUAUAUAAGACAUGCGAUAUCUAUUUGAGACAUUUUGUGUGUGCGUGUGUAUAUAUGUUUGUGUAUAUACGCGCACAUAUACAGAAAAGCAUUUUUUUGUGGAGUUGUGGAAAGUGUCUAUUUUUCUAUUCUUUUCUUUGGCCGGUGUAGUUAUGAACUUUGCUCUCCAAUUAGGUGACUAACGUCUUGGAAAUAAAUAGUUUUGAGUUAUAAUGCUGUUUAUUUGUCGUUUUUAUUCAUUCAAGCAUUUCAGAUCUCAGGUGCAAUAAGCAACACUUUGCUGUUGAUUUUAUGCUAUUGACGCAUUGCCAAGUAGGAGGAAAAAGCUUCCAACAUGACAGAUUUGAAUACAGGUAAUUGUAGUUACACCUUGUAGAUGCUCUAUUUUAUGCGUUUUAAAAAAUAAAGUUCUUCAAUCUAGAGACCUUGAUAAGCGUUUAGCAUAUUAUUUUUUUUUACUGUGUAUAAUUCUCAUAUUUUUUAUUUUCAUCAUUUUAAAAUUCUGUUGACAUACACAAAGUUCCAAGCCAAAAAUACACUGAAAUGGUGUGCAAAGCUCAGGAUUACUUGAUUGAUAAAUCACAUCACAUAUUACUGACUUGUUCAUAUAAAUCGUAAUUGUCAUCAACUCGAGAACAGAAUUUCGGCAACGCAUUACAAUAAGGUUGCAUUUACUAACAUUAGUAAAUACAUUAACAAUGAGCAG
Messenger RNA from Triplophysa rosa, 8811 nucleotides. It is a transcript of the gene btbd7, whose product is annotated as BTB (POZ) domain containing 7. The transcript is spliced from 11 exons. NCBI's taxonomy places the organism in Eukaryota, Metazoa, Chordata, Actinopteri, Cypriniformes, Nemacheilidae. Gene Ontology annotation, biological process: morphogenesis of a branching epithelium. Bases 489 to 3719 code for a protein of 1076 amino acids. Gene Ontology annotation, molecular function: protein binding. The record is from RefSeq and is a predicted model, not a curated record.